CUCCUAAUUUCUUAAAUUUACAUUGUGUCCUACCCAGCACUGACGCCUGCUGAGGAAAGAAACCUGCCCUUUCUCCCCCAGCUUCCCAGCUUCCCCGAGGUGCCAGGUGACGAUCUGCAAAAAGCAUUGUCUGGCCCUCAGGGCUUGACAGUUAAUGAUUUGUCGCACGAGCGGGGCGGAGGAGCCCGGGGACGCGAGCUAGCCGGCGAGCCAGUACAGCAGGAGAGCAAGGCAAGGCGCGGGCUGAGUCCUCGCUGUCCUCCCAGGCGCCGCCUCCUGUCAUCCGGGCCGGGGCACUUCGCGGGGUUCCGGGUACGCGAGUCUCAUAGGGACCCCAUGGAGGCCGAGUCGCCGGCGAGCGAAGGGGUCGCGGAGCCCCAGGCGCUGGGCACCGUGGGCUCGAUCGGCAGCUUGCUGAGCAGGAUCCGAGGCAAACUCUUCACCUGGGAUAUUUUGAAGACCAUAGCUCUGGGCCAGAUGCUGUCCUUGUGUAUAUGUGGCACAGCCAUCACCAGCCAGUAUUUGGCGGAAAAGUACAGAGUGAACACGCCCAUGCUUCAGAGCUUCAUCAACUACUGCCUGCUGUUCCUGGUCUACACAGUGAUUCUGGCAUUUCAAUCUGGCAGUGGUAACCUUUUAGAGAUUUUAAGAAGAAAAUGGUGGAAAUACACUCUCCUGGGGCUUGCAGAUGUGGAAGCCAAUUAUCUGAUUGUUAGAGCAUACCAGUACACAACUCUGACCAGUGUCCAGCUCUUGGAUUGCUUUGGGAUCCCUGUGCUGAUGGCACUCUCCUGGUUUAUCCUCCGGGCAAGAUACAAAGUGAUCCACUUCAUUGCCGUGUUUGUCUGUCUGCUGGGUGUAGGGACCAUGGUUGGUGCGGACAUACUAGCAGGGAGAGAAGACAAUUCAGGGAGUGAUGUUCUGAUUGGUGACAUCUUGGUUCUGCUUGGGGCUUCCCUGUAUGCUGUGUCUAAUGUGUGUGAAGAGUACAUCGUGAAGAAGCUGAGCAGACAGGAGUUUUUAGGAAUGGUGGGCCUAUUUGGAACCAUUAUCAGCGGCAUACAGCUAUUGAUUGUGGAAUAUAAGGACAUUGCCAGGAUUCACUGGGACUGGAAAAUUGCCCUGCUGUUUGUGGCGUUUGCCCUCUGCAUGUUUUGCCUGUACAGCUUCAUGCCGUUGGUGAUUAAGGUCACCAGCGCCACUUCUGUCAACCUGGGCAUCCUGACAGCUGACCUCUACAGCCUUUUCUUUGGCCUUUUUCUCUUCGAGUAUAAGUUUUCAGGGCUCUACAUCCUGUCAUUCACGGUCAUCAUGGUAGGCUUCAUCUUGUACUGCUCCACCCCAACGCGCACGGCAGAGCCAGCGGAAAGCAGCGUGCCCCCUGUCACCAGCAUCGGGAUCGACAACUUGGGACUGAAGCUGGAGGAGAGCUGUCUCUCAGAGACCCACUCUGCAGUCUUGUAGUUGGACAAGCCACAGAUUCCCAUGUGGCACCAGGAGAGAGGGAGCAGAGCCUGCCACUGCCAAGGACGUAUCUGAGGAGACAUCAGCCCCAGAGCAAACACCCUCUGCAUCGGAUUGCAUCCAUGGUUAGAUUUUAGAAAGGAACACUGAGCAACAGUUCCAAACUAGAAAUACAAAAAUAGAGCAGAGCCCAAGGGUAGUGUUUCUGUGUAUUGAGUACCAGUACCUGUCAGUGUCAGAGAGACAUGUGCAGGCCCCUUGCUGGGGUCUCAGGGACACCUUGUAGGAAGGGACGGAGGGAUGGGGGACCUAGCCUCAGGGCUGUUCAGGUAGUUAGGAGUUGAGACAGUCUAGGAUGGUUGUGCAAUAAGAUUUCUUUGUUGGGAAUUGGGGAUUUAGCUCAGUGGUAGAGCACUUGCCUAGCUAGUGCAAGGUC
Messenger RNA from Onychomys torridus (southern grasshopper mouse), 1900 nucleotides. RefSeq names its product solute carrier family 35 member F2 (gene Slc35f2). Gene Ontology annotation, cellular component: membrane. The transcript is spliced from 8 exons. Gene Ontology annotation, biological process: transmembrane transport. Lineage: Eukaryota; Metazoa; Chordata; Mammalia; Rodentia; Cricetidae. Bases 337 to 1464 code for a protein of 375 amino acids. The record is from RefSeq and is a predicted model, not a curated record. Gene Ontology annotation, molecular function: transmembrane transporter activity.